AUGAUUCUCUCACUCCUCUCCUGGUUCCGGCGGCUUUACUCGCUCGAUACUCUGGACACACGCUUCACCGUCCCCGCCAACACUCCUGUCAAGGUCGCCGCUGAGGACACACGAUCUGGGUCCGCGAAGGACGCCCGCUCCAAUGCUGUCGCCAACAAUGCGUCUCCUUCGAAAUGGGGCACGCCCGAGUUCUUCUUCUACUACAUCAUCUUCCUAAUCGCCGUUCCGUUGAUGUUCAAGACUGUGGUUGAUGUGUCACAAGAAUCGCAUCCCACUUAUUCGACCUACUCUCAUUUAUUAUCGCCUGGGUGGAUACCAGGCCGUAAAGUCGACAACUCCGACGCGCAGUACUCGAGUUUCCGCGACAAUAUCCCCUACCUCUUGAUCCUCUUACCUGUGCACCCGUUCCUCCGUCGCGUCUACGAGUACUAUACUCGCUCCACGAACACCACGAAUAAUGGCACGUCCGUCGCCGCAGGGGGAGAUGCCCGCCUUGCCAAUCGCACAAGCUUCGAUUUCUACUUCGCCCUGAUUUUCAUCACAGCUCUGCAUGGCGUCUCUGCUACCAAGGUGCUGGCUAUAUUGUUCGUGAACUAUAAGAUUGCCAAAACUUUACCCCGGAAGUAUAUUCCCACGGCUACAUGGGCAUUCAACAUUGCAACGCUGUUUGCCAACGAGCUCUGCGGUGGGUACCCGUUGGCGCGGGUGGUUGCGUUCUGGACAUCUGCCGCGGACGACUCUGCUUUGCUUCAUUGGACUCGUAAUAUCGACAGCUUCGGGGGUCUGAUGCCGCGGUGGGAGAUUCUAUUCAAUAUCACCACGCUGCGACUGAUUAGUUUCAAUAUGGACUACUACUGGAGUCUGGACUACCCUUGUGCAAGCCCGAUUGAAAAACAACUCGAUCCAGCAGCUCUUUCGGAACGUGACCGGGUCAAGAUCCCGGCUGACCAGUCCGCUUUUAACGGCCGAAACUACCUCGCAUACGCUCUCUACUCCCCUCUAUACCUGACGGGCCCCAUUGUGACUUUCAACGACUACGUCUCCCAGCAGAGAUACGCGCCGCAGUCCCUGACGAAGACCCGCACCAUUCUUUACGGAACUCGUUUCUUCCUCACCCUGCUCUCCAUGGAAUUAAUCCUCCACUUCAUCUACGCCGUCGCAAUCUCAAAAGCAUCACCAAACUGGUCCCUCUACACCCCGGGCCAACUCAGCAUGCUCGCCUUCUUCAAUCUCCACAUCAUCUGGCUCAAACUCCUCAUUCCCUGGCGAUUCUUCCGCCUCUGGGCUCUCCUCGACGGCAUCGACCCGCCAGAAAACAUGGUCCGCUGCGUCUCGAAUAACUACUCCGCUUUUGCCUUUUGGCGCGGCUGGCACCGCUCCUUGAACCGCUGGGUUGUGCGCUAUCUAUAUGUCCCUCUAGGUGGUGGCAGCAACCGCCCCAAAACCAAUGGCAGCGGGACGGGCAGCAAAGCCCCUUCGUCCCCUCUCUAUGGCAAGGCCCGCCAGAUCUUCAACUUCCUCGUCGUCUUCACCUUUAUUGCGCUCUGGCAUGAUAUCAAUCUCCGCCUUCUGAUGUGGGGAUGGCUAAUCACCCUCUUUGUCUUGCCAGAGGUCAUCGGGACUUUACUCUUCCCGCCUAGCCGGUGGCGCUCGCAACCAAAUAUGUACCGCGUUAUCUGCGGUGUGGGAGCUGUAGGGAAUAUUCUAAUGAUGAUGGUUGCCAACCUAGUCGGGUUUGCCCUCGGUGUUGACGGGAUCAAGAGUCUUCUCUCGGAGUUGCUGGGGAGCUAUGCUGGGCUGGUGUACCUUGUCUCGGCUUGCUGUGCCUUGUUCGUGGGAGUGCAAGUGAUGUUUGAGAUUCGAGAGGAGGAAUUACGCGCUGGAAUUCGGAUGAAGUGUUGA
Messenger RNA from Aspergillus calidoustus, 1902 nucleotides. The record is from the annotation of a GenBank genome assembly. NCBI's taxonomy places the organism in Eukaryota, Fungi, Ascomycota, Eurotiomycetes, Eurotiales, Aspergillaceae.